Hydractinia symbiolongicarpus is the source of this 936-nucleotide messenger RNA. RefSeq lists its product as uncharacterized. Gene Ontology annotation, cellular component: nucleoplasm; nucleus; chromosome. Gene Ontology annotation, biological process: double-strand break repair via homologous recombination; telomere maintenance. Gene Ontology annotation, molecular function: nucleic acid binding; 3'-5' DNA helicase activity; four-way junction helicase activity. The transcript is spliced from 2 exons. The record is from RefSeq and is a predicted model, not a curated record. NCBI's taxonomy places the organism in Eukaryota, Metazoa, Cnidaria, Hydrozoa, Anthoathecata, Hydractiniidae. Bases 34 to 936 code for a protein of 300 amino acids.
GGCGAGUAAAAAUUUAGUUAGCUGGCUAACAAGAUGGAAAAUAUAAUACAACUUUUUUCCAAACUUGCUCUAGAGAAAGGUUUUGACCCAAAUUUUGUGUUAAAGCCCAAACAAAUCAUUUGCUUUGAACAACUAAUUAAUGGAAACGAUACUCUUGCGGUUUUGCCUACUGGAUAUGGGAAAUCCAUUUUGUACCAGUUACUUCCUUUUGUAAUGCCUUUACAGAAGAAAAGAAACAUAGUGAUUGUUGUUAGCCCUCUCAACGCUAUCAUUGAGGAUCAACAAAAAAUUUUGAGCCAAAGAGGUGUAGAAGUUGCUACACUUACUUAUGAAAGGGAAGAAUGUACAGAAGAUCUUUUUGCACAUUUGAAUACGGAAGAUCCUGUCAAACCAAAUUUCAAAGUUUCACAUGAAAUAAAAAAUGGAGAUAUUGAUUUUUUAUUUGGACAUCCAGAAGCAUUUUUGUCACACACAGGAAGAAAUUUACUAAAAUCAAAAAUUUAUCAGGAUAAUGUUGUUGCAUGUGUAGUAGAUGAGGCACAUUGUGUGGAAUUGUGGGGACUGGAAUUUAGAAAAAGCUUUCAAGAUUUGGUUGUCUUAAACACCAUCUUUCAAGAUCGCCCUAUGCUUGCAUUAACCGCAACUGCGGGAGAUAAAAUGAUUUCCAAAAUUAUAAAAGACUUAUCUCUACAGAACUGCAAAAUUGUAAAAGCCUCACCAAAUCGUAGAAAUGUGUUUCUAAGUGUAAAAAAACGACUUCCAAACAACUAUGGUGUAAAAAGUUAUGAACAAAUUCUAUUACCAAUAGCAACAAAAUUAAACGAAACAAGACAAGAUUACCCUAUCACAAUUAUAUAUAUGGGUUUAAAAUAUUGUGGAUAUGCAUAUAAACUUUUUGAAAGGUUAUUGAAAAUCCCUUCUGUGAAAACGAGAUAA